GAAUUGUGUCAUAUUUCCUCAAUCAAACCACCACAUAAGAUGAUACGUGGAGCUAUUCAUCAUCUUCAUACCGCCUAUCGUACUCGCCAACUUCCACUUACUGACGUCUACAAUUUCUUUGCUUCGCGAAUCAUUGCUGACCAGACGGCUUAUAACACAGGCGAAUCAUUGUCCAGUUUCGGUAUAACUCCGACGAAUUCCUUCAUCAGUGUGACACGAAAUCACACCUUGCCAGCUGCCUGUGAUUCCUCCAUCAUUGCUGGUGUUCCAAUGGGAAUCAAAGACAAUUUUUGUACUGAUGCAAAUCAGUGGAAUGUUCCUACCACAUGCGCCUCUCGCGCGUUGGAGAAUUUCCGUCCACCAUAUGAUGCCGCAGUCGUUGCAUCCCUGGUCGAAGCAAAAGCGUUGCUGAUGGGAAAGACCAAUAUGGAUGAGUUCGCGAUGGGGUGUGGUGCUACAGAUGGCCAGGUUUCUGGACCUGUUCUCAACCCCUGGUCGUGCAGACAAACUCGAGAAGAUAAGUCUCCUGUGAUUGCGGGAGGCAGUUCGGGAGGUAGUGCUGCUGCGGUUGCAGCUGGACUGUGCGUGGCUGCCCUAGCGUCUGACACUGGAGGUUCGGCCCGUUUGCCAGCAGCCUAUUGUGGAGUAGUUGGUUUCAAACCCACAUACGGUCUAGUCUCUAGACAUGGUCUAAUACCUUUGGUGAACGCGUUGGAUGUUCCUUCUCUCGUUACCUCCUGUGUUGCUGACGCAGCUUCUAUCCUUUCUGUUUGGCUCUGUCCGUCGAACACACUUGCCCGGAAACUAGACGCUACCUGUCUUCCGCUUCCAGAAUCGCAAUUACAACGGCUUUACUGGGAUCUCCAAGACAUCGCUUGCUCUAUGUCUGAUUGUCAGAUUUCGACUGGUCAGGUUCGUAUAGGAAUUCCUGUGGAAUAUCAUGCUCCUGGGUUAACCAGUGAAACGCUAACAGUGUGGGACCGUGUAGCAGGCUGGCUUGCAGACGAAUUCUCAUGUGUCGUGAAAUCUAUCCGCUUGCCGCAUAAUCCGAUGGCAACAACAGUGUACUCAGUAAUAUGUGCGGCAGAAGUGGCUUCAAACAUGGCCAGGUCGGUUAUAUGGAAUGGUUUGUAG
Messenger RNA from Opisthorchis viverrini, 1134 nucleotides. RefSeq lists its product as hypothetical. Gene Ontology annotation, biological process: glutaminyl-tRNAGln biosynthesis via transamidation; mitochondrial translation. The transcript is spliced from 2 exons. Gene Ontology annotation, cellular component: mitochondrion; glutamyl-tRNA(Gln) amidotransferase complex. Lineage: Eukaryota; Metazoa; Platyhelminthes; Trematoda; Opisthorchiida; Opisthorchiidae. Gene Ontology annotation, molecular function: glutaminyl-tRNA synthase (glutamine-hydrolyzing) activity. The record is from RefSeq and is a predicted model, not a curated record. Bases 40 to 1134 code for a protein of 364 amino acids.